UUUGAAGCUGUAACAGAGUUGUGGGGAGGGGGUUUCGAGAAGUCAGGGUGCAGUUCACGCUACCAACUUCUAACUUUGAUUAUCAGAUUGUCUAAUUAUCAUUUUUAGUUGUUUUUGAUUGCUUCCAUUACUAGACGUAAGUGCAUUCUACGUACCUACUGAGUCUUUUUGGCUUGCUUUUCUUCACGGUGUCUCAUCCAGAUUCUCAUACUGCUCCUCACACCCCCCAAUUUCAAUACGUACCCUCAGACUAGUCAAAAAGCUAUCAAGGACUGAACAUAACAGUUGUUUGCAACGAUGUAUUGGCGGCGUACUUACAAGGGAAAGAGCUGAGUCGUAGUACCAUUUUAUGUAAUGAAAACAAUUCAGCCACUUCCAAUGUAGGGCCAGCAGCUAUGGUUAGGAAUUAGCAUUGAGGAACACUUUGUAGGGAUGUGGGUUUCGUUUCAAAUCUCAAAAGCAUUUGUCACCCUGGAAAAAUCAGGUCUAAGGUUAUAUUCAUUUCAUUCACUAAUAAAUUCAGUCCUGAGAAAUUGUUCCCUAAACAUUAUCCGGCUUUGAUUUUGCAGGGUAAUUUUAAGUCACUUACUUUUGUUUCCUUAUUGUGGUCCUAUCAUUUUGACCUGAUAAAUCACAUAGUUAUGAAAAAAACGUCACAUUCUUGUACGUAUAUGCUUCUCUUGAAUAAAUCUUAAGACGAAACUAGUACCAUUAAUCUGUGAUCCUCUGAUUUAUGGUCGUGUCAUUUCAAAUUUCUAAUUCCGGCUCCUAUCAUAGAAUGUUCCAUUUUCUGAAUGUAAAGCUUGGGUAUGGGUAAUAUUAAUUGACGUUUGCAUAAUGUUACUCACCACAAAUUUAUAGAAAAAGAGCACGUUUGAAGACCAGUAAAUCUCCACACUUCUCCAAGCGUAUGCGUUGGUCGUUGCAUAAUGCCACAUAUUCGUUGUAAAUUUGAACAGGAUAUCUAAACAGCUAUAUUAAACAGACUUACACCUAUCAUCUUUGGUGGAGGAGCAUAGGGCACCCACCAGGAUUCUCUAUCGAACUCUGUCCUGGGCAGUACCUUUGAUUUCCUCCUAGUUGCUGUUCAUUCUUCUGGUGUCUGCAUAUUUUCCCUUUACCUUGAAGAUUCCAAGUUACAGCUUGACUUGUGAUGCAGUUUGGUGAUGUCCUUAGUGUGAUCUAUCCGUAUCCAGCAUCUUUUUCUAAUUCCUUUCUCAGCUAUAAACUGGUUUCUUCUAUACCGGAAUACUGAUGGUGUCUGGCCAACAGAUCUGGUGUAUCUUGCAUAGACAACUAUUGGUAAAUACCUGUACCAUCUUGAUGAUGGUUGUGUAGUUGUUAUACAAGUUUCAGCCCCGUACAGCAAAACUGUCUUGACAUUUGUAUUGAAGAUUCUGACUUUGAUGUUGGCUGAUAGUUGUUUUUAGUCUCAGAUGUUCUUCACCUGUAGGAAUGGUGCACAUUUCCUUAGUUGGACUUGGGAACUGCAGUAAUCCUGGGAUAUUAUUAAUUUAUUUAAACACAAACAUUGGUACACGGAGGCACCAAAUGCAUAUGUGCCAUAUAAAUCAUUCCAUUUGUGUGAGGGAUUGGGAUACUGCCCGUCUUCCCAAACCGAAGCAGGCGGUUUUCUAACGCGGUCACACCCGGAGCAUUUGACCUAAAGGUCUGACCCACAAGGCAAUGAAGCGACGUCAGCAGAUGCAGUCCCAUGGUAGCCGAUAACCAACGAUUGUUUCAUACGCCAUUUGUUGCCUCAACACCGUGGGGCCUAUGUGCACCAUUGGUUUAAAAACAGAGUUUUCCGACUCCCCUAGGUGGAUUCUCCGUGUCCACUGGCCCGGUCAGAGCGCCGGACAUUCGCUCUUCGUCUUCACAAUUUUAUAAAGAGCACCCUCACCGUGAAAUGGCAGUAAGUAGGACUUCUCUGGCAGUGAUUGUAUGCACGUGGCCAUGUGAUAGCAUUUCGAGGAGACAUGACUCUGCCGUACCAGGACAUUUGGGGGUCUAGGAUAACUGCAGGUGGAUAUAUAAUAGACAGACAGCUAAGUUACAUUAUGAAAAAAUGUCCCGUUAUAACCUUUUGACCUCACGUAUCACAGUUGUCCAAAGUCUGUUCGUUCCGGCUAUGAUGUUUACCACAAAGUCUUUAUUGAAUAUAUCCCGUUACAUGACUGAUAAUAAAUUAAAUGCUUAAAUCUUUUCGUUUGUGAACGUAAUAAAAAUCUUGUCAUUGAUGAGAAAUUUCAAAAGUUCCUAGGUAGAGUUAUUGCAUACCACAAGUUCCUUUUUGAUUUCAUUGUUUUUAAGUAAUCUAUGUAUUCGUUAUUAUAUUGAAAAAAGUUUGCUUUUUGUAUUCACAACUACUUGUUUCGGUACAUUUUAGCUGAUAUUAAGUCUACUGACAAAUAACACAAAACUUAUACUAUCACAGAAAUGAAUAGAGUAAUUCUGAGUCAGCAUAAAAUUACUUUACAUUCAUUACGUCAUACCCUAACUAAAAUAUCAAGAAGUUAUCAGUUUGAUAGGAACUCAAGAAGCAGUGGCUUCAGCCAGCCACCAGGGUAUAUUCCGCCACAUAUCUGGAUGAAAUCGAGACCAGAAAGGGAAGAUUUGAAAACAUCCAUAUUCGGUGUUAAUGAAAAAAAACCCACCGUGGAUGAAAAAAGUUACUUAUCACAUGCCGCUCAUGCUUCCCUAUCCGGUUUUCCUGUGACAGAGAACUUUUCUUAUGAAAUUGUUAAUAAUAUCAAUGAAAUUCCGAAAGUCGAUCAAAAACUAUUAAAUAAUCUUCAAGCUAUGGGUUUGUUUGAGCUGACACCCGUUCAAAAACAUGCCAUUGGGAUUAUGUCAGUUGAUGAAUAUGAGGAGGUUGAUGUUAAAAUAGAUGAAUCCAGUCAAAGUACAGAUGAUAAUCCUCCUUAUGAACGUGUCACUGGUAAAUUUGAUUUAAUGGCAGCUGCACAAACUGGUUCGGGUAAAACACUAGCUUAUCUUAUUCCAAUUUUCAAUCGUUUGUUGAGAGUUUAUCCAUUUGAAGCGAUGCAAUCUUUGCUCGCCUCUCGUACACGACGCCAGUAUCCCUCAUCUGUAAUUUUGGUACCAACUCGUGAGUUAGUCCAACAAAUACAGUUAGAACUACGUAAAUUAUGUAACCAAACCUUCGUUCGAUCAGUAGGUGUAUUUGGUGGUGAGCGACCAGAACGACAGAUGUUUGAAUUGAGUAAGGGAUGUCAUUUUGUAGUUGCAACUCCUGGAAGACUUUUGGAUUUCUUGAACCGUGACUGUAUAUCCUUAAAAUUCUGCAGAUCUUUAAUACUUGACGAGGCAGACCGAAUGCUAGAUAUGGGUUUUGAAGAGCAAAUACGUCAAAUUUUAGAGUCACCAAAAUUUCAAAUGCCUCCACCAACAGGGAAUAAUCGUCAAACUGCAUUAUUCAGUGCGACAUAUCCACGUGAGGUUGCUCUUUUAGCCAAAGAUUUUCUACGCGGUCCAAACUGUAUUUCUCUUACACUCAGCAGUGCUGAAUCUAAUACUGGCACUAUAGUCCCUACGUGGGGAAAAGCAGUUCGUAAUAAAAAUGAAGAUGAAUUUGAACGACUUACACGAAUAAUUCCCAAAGAAAUUAAUCAGCAGUUCCAAGUGGUUGUCGGUAAUCCUGAAUCCGCUGUACCGAAUCAUCUUUUACAGUUAAUUCUAGGAAUGAAAUCUAAAAGUUUGGAUACAUGUGGGGAAAGUGUUUGUCGAGUUCUUGUAUUCUGUAAUACCAAAAGGGAAGUUGACCAAAUUGAUAAUUAUCUUUAUUCUAACGGCAUAAGAUCGACCUCUAUUCAUGGUGAUAAAACUCAGUCUUCUCGUGCAAAAUCCUUAGAUCUAUUCCGUAAAGGAACAGUGAAUGUUCUUGUCGCUUCAUCGGUUGCUGCUCGAGGUAUUGAUAUACCCAAUGUUUUUGCAGUUAUUAAUAUUGGUCUCCCAAAUGAAUUAGAUGAUUAUGUUCAUCGGAUUGGACGAACUGGUCGUAUGGGUAAAUCUGGUGAGGCUAUAACACUUAUUCAUGAAACCUUGUUACAACAACAACAAUCAAGCAGAACAGUGUCACGUGGAAUUUGCCAACUUUUCGAAUCUGUUGGUAAUUUAGAUAAAGUCCCAAAAUUGUUGUUGGAAUAUGCCAAUAUGGAAACUGAAGAAGGGGAAGAACAAAAAUACAAUAUUCGUUCAAAAAAUAAAAACAUUUAUUCGAAAUUUAAACCUCGUUCAUUCACAAAAGGUUAUAAAAGUUAUCCACGUGAUGAUAGUUCGAUGCGAUAUUUGUAAAUAAACAUUAUAAUUCAAUCUAGCGAUAUGUAAUAUAAACAUAAUUCACAUGUAUAAUUAUAUUUGUCUUCAUUUUUUAUGCCGGAAAAAAAGUAUUGCUUAAUGUAUCAUCAUAAGUAUGGCUUAUA
Molecule: messenger RNA, 4445 nt
Organism: Schistosoma margrebowiei
Lineage: Eukaryota; Metazoa; Platyhelminthes; Trematoda; Strigeidida; Schistosomatidae
Source: the annotation of a GenBank genome assembly